AUGAAUCCAUUAAUUAAAACUGGACUUGAGUCCUUAUUAAAAAUUAAAAUUGACGAAAAUCAAAAUUCAAAUUUAAUUUCUUAUAAAGAUUAUUCAUCAAUUAUUCAUGGUGUUAAUCAUGAACACAAUCAAAUAAAUUUAAAAAAUGAAGAUAAUCUCAAUUCAAAAAUGCUCAUUGGUCCAGAUAAUAUUACAUUUUUCAUAAGACAUCUAUCAGGAAGAACAUAUGAAAUGAAAUCAAAUUUUAAAUGUUUAAUUUCAGAAAUUAAAAAUUUAUUUUUUAAAAAUUUUGAAAAUUCAAUAAAACCAAGUGAAAUGGUGUUAAAUUAUAACGGUCAUAAAUUAGAAAAUAAUAAACAACUUUGUGAUUAUAAUAUUAGAGAUCAUUCAACUUUAACUUUAUAUUUUGAAAAUUCAACAUAUUCAAUUGAUAAAAAUACUUUUGAUCCCAGCUUCGAUUAUGAUUUCACUUCAGUGGUCGAUAAAGCAAACGCAUUUGUUAGAGGUGGUCAUUAUUAUCAAAGACCAUGUGGAUCAUUUAGAUUUGCACUAAAAGUUUUGGGAAGAUUUAAUGAACCAAUGGAAGAAUGGUUAGGUCAAACAGGGAAGGAAGGAGGUUCGGAAUGGGCAGUGUCAUAUCAUAGUUCAUUAAAUGAAGAAAAUUGUCUUACAACACCAAGCUUUGAAGUGGCUAAAAAAAAUGCCUUUACCUUCACAUACAAUGGUUUAAAUUAUUAUCUACUAUUCCAAAACAGAAUUAAUCCAUCAACUUUUAAAAGAGAAGUAAUUAAAAAUGAUGAGUAUUGGAAAUCACCAAACUCAUCAUCACAACAUAUAAGACCAUACUCAAUUUGUAUUGGUAGAGUCUAA
Molecule: messenger RNA, 870 nt
Organism: Dictyostelium discoideum AX4
Lineage: Eukaryota; Evosea; Eumycetozoa; Dictyosteliales; Dictyosteliaceae
Exons: 1
Coding region: 1-870 (289 amino acids)
Source: RefSeq, a predicted model, not a curated record